AUGUCUCGGACAAUAUCUUUGUCGACUCUUUUCGAACGUCAAUCGUCACUGGUCGGUGGUGCGUCGGUCCUCCCCCUUAAAGGCAAACGAAUCUUGGCAGUCGUACUUUCCACAGCGUUACUUCCGUUCUUGGAGACGCCGUGGGUGCAGCCUUCGUUCACUCACUCAAGCAUCCAAUUCUUCCAGCCGCUAGACGGUGAGCUACCCAACAUCACCAAACCAUUUCUGGAUAUGCGGCAAGCGUCUGUCGCCUCACCUAACAGACCGGUCUUUGGGAGAGGCCAAACCGAACAGGCCAAUUCACAGAUAAUACAUCCGAACGCCAGUGUGCUGGCGCUAGGUAUCCUCCUAUGUGAGCUUCACUAUUGCAAACCUAUAGAGUCAUGGCAAGAUAUCCCAAGUGCGACCCGAGACCUCAACUCUUGCUUUUACACCAGUUUAGAAGUUCUCCAAAACCUGGAGGCCGACGCUGGUGUCGAUUAUUAUCUCGCUACCAAAGCAUGCUUGCAGUGGGAAUAUCUCCCUGUCGGUGAGCCGGACAAGAGUUUUGAAUCUGCCAUUGUUCAACGGAUGUUCUACCAGAAUGUCAUCAAACGGCUUGAGUCUGAGCUGUUUAGAGCAUGGCAUCUUCGCUCGGAGGAUUUGAAUUCCCUGGACCCACGAACGAAUGAAUUCUGCUGGGGUCCAAUCGGCCGAGAAGUUGUCCACGCUCCAGCAAGCAAGCACGAGCCUGUUAGAAGCAGAUCAGAACCCGUCGUCCCUUUACAUCAAGCUCCUAGGACGAAUCCAGGCGAUUCUUUGCAGAAUCAGGCCAUACAUCUGCAAAUGCCCGUCGUGCCCCAAAGUCGAGGUCACUCACCGGCGCUCGUGGAACCAUCCGCUCAGAGCCUAUACCUUUUUGAUGCGACUUAUCACACAGUCUCUGAACUCGACACCGCUCUUUCGGACAAGUGGAUGAACGAUGUUUUGUCCUCGAUCAAUCGCCAUGUUGACCCAUUCAACAAUGCUGUGCAACCGAUCAGAGGACGACAUGGGUCCAGGACAUCAGAGCCAGUACGGAUAGCAAUCUUGGAUUCUGGAUUCAAUCCUGCAAGCCCGCACAUCGAGAAAGACAUCCCAAGGAUUCAGGACGUUCGAAGCUUUGUACCUGGAACGCGGUCGUCAGAUAUGCAAGAUAAGAUAGGGCAUGGCACUCAUACUCUUGGUCUCCUCCUCAAAUUUGCCACAUGCGCCGAGAUCUACGUCGCAAGAGUCGCAAACCAGGAGACGCUGGGUCGUGGCAGCUACGAUGCCAUCACACAGGCGAUCAACCACGCAGUCACGGAAUGGAACGUCGACAUCAUCACCAUGUCGUUUGGCAUUCGUGAAUAUCACGAGCCUAUGAAAGAUGCAAUAGUCAAUGCACUGUCCAAAGGAACACUCAUGUUUGCUGCAGCAUCAAAUGAUGGAGCAAACUUUGGCCGCGCCUUCCCGGCCAAGUAUCCCAGUGUAUUCUGCAUACAUUCAACUGACGGGAAUGGGAACCCGUCUUCAUUCAAUCCGACUGCCGACGACAAAGACGUGAAUUUCAGUCUUCUCGGGCAAUCUGUGCGUUCGCAUUGGCCACCGGGUAUCAAAGACCAUCAUGACAAUACCAACAUCUUAUCGGGGACUUCAGUAGCAACGCCAAUCGCUGCUGGGCUUGCUGCUUCACUCCUGUCAUUCGUCCGCCAAGAGGAACAAGGCCUCCCUCCUGAAAAUGGUCUGUUAGCCCCCUGGUUGAAAGAUGUUCAUUCUAUGGACGCGGUGCUGAAGAGCAUGGUCAAGCAAAGGAGAGGCCAAGGCUACGAUUACAUUACGCCUCAUACAUUGUUUGAAAGGAACGCAUCGAGGGAGCAAGUCUACAACAAGAUCAAGGAUAUCAAGAAGCAUAUGUACGACUAG
Molecule: messenger RNA, 1923 nt
Organism: Recurvomyces mirabilis
Lineage: Eukaryota; Fungi; Ascomycota; Dothideomycetes; Mycosphaerellales; Teratosphaeriaceae
Exons: 3
Coding region: 1-1923 (640 amino acids)
Biological process (GO): proteolysis
Molecular function (GO): serine-type endopeptidase activity
Source: RefSeq, a predicted model, not a curated record